Molecule: messenger RNA, 687 nt
Organism: Rhodofomes roseus
Lineage: Eukaryota; Fungi; Basidiomycota; Agaricomycetes; Polyporales; Fomitopsidaceae
Exons: 2
Coding region: 1-687 (228 amino acids)
Source: RefSeq, a predicted model, not a curated record
AUGACGCAAAACUGGGCACAUCAUGAAAUGAAGAGGCACUAUCAUCGCGCCGCGCGCGAUCUCACCGACAAGGACAACGGCUGGCAUCUCGGAGCAGUGCAUAUGAGCGCCGAGCAAGUCCUGAACUUUCGGAUCGAAGACAUGGCCGUGCGGAUGCGCUCGCUGGCUCCGGAACUAUGGGAGCUUGUCACGUUCUUGCUGUUAGGUCGCAAGCUCUGGACCACCGCCGGAGAGGAGGAUACCGAGGAUCAGACUCUCAGUCUGGACGAGCUAGAGUUGUGGCGAGAGCUCGAGACGCUCGGUGAUGGCGGUGUUCAAGAGAUGGGCCCUUCUGUACCUGCGAAGCAUGAUCGGGUUAAAUUACGGCGGGCGUUGUGUCAUUUGAAGACGGUUGUAAUACUGUCGAUACUCAUGCGUUCCCUUAACCAACAAUGUAACGCGUUCGCCGCCGUUAACGGAAUAUUCUUCCAUUCCUGCAAUACACCAGACAAGGUUGUUAAGAGCCUUGCACACAUGGGCAUCUCAACAUCAUUGUCGACAAUCAACAACGCAGUUCAUUCGCUGACUUGCGAAAGUGCGGACCAUGUUCGCACGCUGGGCCAGUCCCUCCGAGCAAUGUUUGCAUACGACAAUUGCGAGCUUACCCUGAACACCAUGACUCCAACCAUCGAGCAGUCCGGCGAUUGA